This is a messenger RNA of Poecilia reticulata (guppy), 764 nucleotides long. The record is from RefSeq and is a predicted model, not a curated record. Lineage: Eukaryota; Metazoa; Chordata; Actinopteri; Cyprinodontiformes; Poeciliidae.
CGACACUUCCGGGUAUACAUCCGCUAGUGUUUGUUCAACGGUUGCUCUAUAUUAGCCUUUCGUCUGUCAUUCAUUUCAGCUCCCUUUAGCCACUUUUAAAGAUGAAUACGGUUCUAUCGAGAGCUAACUCGCUGUUCGCCUUCUCUCUGAGCGUCAUGGCGGCUCUGACUUUCGGCUGUUUCGUCACGACGGCUUUUAAAGACAGAAGAGUUUCUGUGGACAUCCACGUCUCUAAAGUUAUGCUGAAGAAUGUUGAUGACUUCACAGGACCCAGGGAACGAAGUGAUCUGGGGUUUAUCACCUUUGACAUCUCAGCUGAUUUGGAGCCAAUUUUUGACUGGAAUGUCAAGCAGCUGUUUCUCUACUUGUCAGCUGAAUACGCCACAAAGAGCAACUCUCUAAACCAGGUGGUGCUGUGGGAUAGGAUCAUCCUCCGAGGAGAGAACACCAAACUGAACCUCAGAGACAUGAAAUCCAAAUACUUCUUCUUCGAUGAUGGGAAUGGACUCAGGGCCAAUAAAAACAUCACCUUGACGCUGUCCUGGAACGUCAUUCCCAACGCUGGGAUCCUUCCUCUGGUAGCCGGAAGCGGACACGUCAGCCUGCCUUUCCCCGAGCAGUACGAGGCCACGAAGAGCUACUAGACAGAAAUGUUCACCUGCAGCAACACACACACCUUUCCACCAUGACUGAUGCCACACACACACACCAUACAUUAGUGUUUUUCUGUAUGAGGCAGUUUGUAAUAAAGAAAUAAACUAACA